CCUCUGCCUUUCAAAUGGGCCGACCGCCUACGCUUUCGAGAGGUCACCAACCCCAGGCCCAGACUCCGAGCGUGCCCCCGGGCAGGAUUCGGCCAGUACAGCCCAAAGUCGGCCAAGUCUACAACAAUAAAAUGGCACUUGAGAAGCGUCAAGGCUGGAGACGUCCGAGGAUGUGGUAGACACGGGUCGCACCAACCCACCAAAGGCCUGCGCAGGUGUUCUGAAAUGGAGGACAAAUCAAGUUUGCGUAUCAAGUGGGAAGCGAAGCCGAUUCUGGACAGGCCGGAACAGGUUGUUUCGGUUGACGGCCACGCGCCGUUGUCCGGUCGGCGACAAGGUGGACGGCAACUUGUCGGCCCAGUCAAUCUGGCCAUUGGGGUUGGUUCUGUCUGGCAGGUACCUUAUUUGUGUGUCUGCCAUCUACCACAGGCUCCGGGGUCCGAGUCUGUGAAGGUUGUUGAGUCGCCGGAGCCAAGGAGGUGCAGGAAAGUGGCCAAAUGGACCACGACGUGGAGGUGGAAGCGGAGGUGGGUAGCAGAUGAGUGGGUCUCGGAUUGGCUCACCUCGUCUGUACUGGGAGGUGAAGGCGGAGCGGGAUGGGAGUUUGGGACAGGCUUGAGGCCGGUUUGUCUGGUCAACCAAGUGAUUCAGUCAAAGGGUUUUAGGAGAAUAAAUUGUUAA
Molecule: messenger RNA, 681 nt
Organism: Protopolystoma xenopodis
Lineage: Eukaryota; Metazoa; Platyhelminthes; Monogenea; Polystomatidea; Polystomatidae
Source: the annotation of a GenBank genome assembly